Molecule: messenger RNA, 1759 nt
Organism: Rosa chinensis
Lineage: Eukaryota; Viridiplantae; Streptophyta; Magnoliopsida; Rosales; Rosaceae
Product: probable aldo-keto reductase 2
Exons: 7
Coding region: 546-1574 (342 amino acids)
Cellular component (GO): cytoplasm
Source: RefSeq, a predicted model, not a curated record
UCAUUUAGCGCCAAGCGAAGAAGAUGAAGAACUGUCGGCGGUGUUAGGUUUUUCGAGAGCGAUUAGGAAGAAAUGGUACAGCUGUACCUGCUUUGUACUCGAUCUGCGGAACUUGCCGCCUCCAUUUCUCAGAGACUUGAAGCAGACCGGAUAGGCCUGUGCUUCGUCUUCUAAAAUAAUCUGGUCCCUUGUUCCGAUCGGAUUCAGGGGUCUGAGAGUGUCUCUGAGGCCUAGUUAAAGCAGCAACCGCCCAUUUAUGUAAAAGCGGCACUGGCGGCCGAGACCACUGAGUUUGGCUUCCUUUUGGUCAGUGGUCCAUCUCUGCUGGUCACUCUAACCUACGCUCUUACGCCAUCCCCUCGUUCCAUUCUACUUUUCUUCUUCACCCACGACCUAACUGCUGACACCAUCACCACCACCAGCACCAACUGUUUCCGAUUCACCAAACAAACUUAUAUAUAAACUCACCCAAACACCUUCCUUACUCACUCUGCUACUAUCUCCUUCUGCUCACUCAUUCACAGUGAGACAUUUAAAACAUAGACAUGGCGGGUGUGAGGAGGAUGAAGCUCGGGUCACAAGGCCUGGAGGUCUCAGCUCAAGGACUGGGCUGCAUGGGCAUGUCAGCCUUCUAUGGCCCCCCGAAGCCCGAAGCCGACAUGAUCAAGCUCAUCCACCAUGCCGUCGACUCCGGCGUCACCUUCCUCGACACCUCCGACGUCUACGGUCCCCAUACGAACGAAAUGCUCCUCGGCAAGGCUUUGAGUGGAGGGGUGAGAGACAAGGUUGAAUUGGCCACCAAAUUCGGUGCCUGGUUUGUGGACAACAAAAUGGAGAUUCGAGGCGAGCCGGCAUAUGUGAGAGCUGCGUGUGAAGGAAGCUUGAAACGACUUGGUGUAGAUUCUAUUGAUCUCUAUUAUCAGCAUAGGAUUGACACCCGUGUCCCCAUUGAAGUCACGGUGGGGGAGCUCAAGAAGCUAGUUGAAGAGGGUAAAAUAAAGUAUAUUGGAUUGUCUGAGGCAUCAGCUUCAGCAAUAAGAAGAGCCCAUGCUGUUCAUCCAAUAACUGCUGUGCAGCUGGAGUGGUCCUUGUGGUCAAGAGAUGUAGAAGAAGAAAUAAUUCCUACUUGUCGGGAACUUGGCAUUGGCAUUGUUGCAUAUAGUCCUCUAGGAAGAGGAUUCUUUUCAUCGGGGGCAAAAUUCAUCGAAAAUCUUCCCAAUGAUGAUUUUCGAAAGAAUAUGCCCAGGUUCCAAGCUGAAAACCUAGAGCAUAAUAAAACAAUAUUUGAGCGAGUAAGUGAUCUUGCAGCAAGGAAGGGUUGCACCCCAUCUCAACUAGCACUGGCCUGGGUUCAUCACCAAGGAAAUGAUGUGUGCCCUAUACCCGGAACCACCAAGAUUGAGAAUUUUAACCAGAACAUUAAGGCUCUGUCUGUGAAACUGACACCAGAAGAAAUGGCUGAGCUUGAAUCUUUUGCUUCCGCAGAUGCUGUUAAGGGCGACAGGUAUCAGACUGGCAUCAUUACUUGGAUGAACUCUGAAACUCCACCACUGUCUUCAUGGAAAGCCACAUAAGUAGGUGCCUAGAUUCUCCGAGUUAUGUCACAAUAAUGCCUCUUUGUGCCUUGAGAAUUUGGUGAAUUUGUAUUUUUGUUCAAAGACUCGGUAGAUGAUGGACUCACUAGAGUAAUAUGUUCAAUGUCUGUCCUUGAAACAAUAAAAAGUUCUGUAUUAAAAGUUGAAUUUUAUAACUUGUCCGA